AAGUACAUCGCCCCAACGAAGUAUGCUCUAUGCGGCGAUCAGCUCGACCCGCGCCUACCUCUGCACUUGGCCGUAGCCGAAGGGUUCGCGCAGCUGACCAAGCGCAUUCUUGGCUGUCGACCAGACCUCGCGUCACAAGUCCUCAUCUUCUUGGCCUUCUGGACAGACCACCUCGAGAUCGCAGAGCUCCUCUUGCAUGCGCGCGAGACCAUGCCCGAGCUCUCUUUUCGCGACAUUCGCCAGAACAACUCGGCACGGUGCACUGCGUACCAUAAGAGCUUGCAAUACGCUGUGGCCAAAACGCUGGCUCGAGACGACUCGAGAGGCCUUCUUUUGCUCCAGCGCUUCGGCCCGCGCCCCGACGAUUUGAAAAACUAUGAGCGCCGGCUCGCGAUCCAAGAGGCGACGCUCGCCAACUUGACGCUGGCACUCGACCUUUUUCCGUGGCUUUUUUACCCAAGUCUCAUGGACGAUAUUGCAGGUCGAGGCUUCUUGCCGCUCGUGCGCUUGCUGCACGAACGCGGUGUCGACUGCUCGACAGACGCAAUGGACAAGGUAGCGGCCAACGGGCAUUUGGAGGUCGUCUGCUUUUUGCAUCUGUACCGACGGGAGGGUUGCACCAGCUACGCCAUGGACAUUGCUGCCGGCAACGGUCAUCUGGACGUUGUCACGUUUCUUCAUGUCAACCGGUCCGAAGGCUGUACGGUCGACGCUCUCGACAGGGCUAUCUCCAACGGCCAACUUGACGUUGUCCGCUUCCUCCUCGAGCACCGAUUUGAAGGCGCAUCGCUCAAUGUUCUCGACGAUGCUGCUGUGAAUGGUCACUUUGGCGUCGUCCAGUACCUCCAUUCGCUCGGCUCGUUUGGCUGCACAGUCGGCGCCGUCGACGGCGCAGCGCGAUGCGGACAUUUGGAGAUCGUCACGUUUCUCUUGACGCACCGAAGCGAAGGCUGCACCCUCGAUAACGUAGUCGACAUCGCUAUGGCGCACGGACAGCUGCAAACGGCCGAGUACCUCCUCUCACUCGGGUGCCCGUUCCCGACGUCAAUGAGUCGCUGUGACGAAGACGCCUUCCGCAAGCCCGAGAUGGUUGGCGUCAUGCAGCUCUUGAUUGCACGCGGCUAUUCGAUGGAAAGCAAAUGGUUGUUCAAAGCGUGCGAGGUCAACAACGUACCGCUCGUGCGUUUCCUGUGCUCGCACUUGGGGACUGCCUCGCGCCGCAAAGCGCUCCAUACAGCCAUGUGGGCAAUGGCGUGGGACGUUGUGCGCUAUCUCUUGGCCACCGACACGAAGGAGGUGUCGGCACGCACUCAACUCAAGCAGGCGCUAUGCUCUGGCAACUUUGAGGCCGCGGCGCACAUUUUGCAGGACCAGCCAGGGCUUAGCAGCGCCAGUCGCUUGAAGGGAUGCCUCAACUUGGAGGCGACGCGAUAUCUGCUCUCUGCCGGUGACUUUCGCGAGUGUCUCGUUACGCUUGCAGGUCGACAACAGCACGUGACCGCGAGCAAGAGCUUGCUGCCGUACUGCAUGCACGCGAUCGACCAUCUCGACAACGUCAGCUUUCUUCUCGAUCUGCUCGCGCUGCCCAACCGCCGCCGUGCAACGAUACUCCAGUUGAUCACGCCUGAGCUCCUGGACCAAGGAAAGAAGGCCAGCGAAUCCACCCAAUUGGCUUCUUGCGCGGCAGCGCGGGCAUCAGCCCAGCUGGAGGCGGGUGAGGUUGUCGACUGGGCGCUAGCGCUCGUCAUUGGUCAUCUUCACGUGACCAAUGCGACGCCGACCAUUGAGCAGCUCGAGAAAAAGAUAUCUUUGGUUCAGGACGGUCAGCUCCAGAUGCAGCUGACACGCCAGCAAACGCAAGCGUCCCGUUAGCUCAAAUAGCAAAUGGUGACUGGAUCCGCAAGCAGAGACCGAUUUUGCAACGAAAGCAAUGGGCCCCACCAUCGGGCAAAAAGAGCACAGCACGCCGAUAGCGUCCUCUUGAGAAUGAAGAUGUACUCAGUCCA
Messenger RNA from Saprolegnia diclina VS20, 2006 nucleotides. RefSeq lists its product as hypothetical. Lineage: Eukaryota; Oomycota; Saprolegniomycetes; Saprolegniales; Saprolegniaceae. The record is from RefSeq and is a predicted model, not a curated record. The coding region runs from base 211 to 1872 and encodes 553 amino acids. Gene Ontology annotation, molecular function: protein binding. The transcript is spliced from 2 exons.